CCGCCCCUUCUUAAGCCCAGGUCCCGCCUUUCAACCUUCCGGCCUCUUAAGUCUCUCAGCCCUGUUUUGCCCCGGAGUCUUUUCCUGAGGGGAGACUACGUCAGCACGUUUCGGCGUGAGACGGUGGUAUUCCGGUGUGUUAGAACAGCUUCCGGCGGGGUCUGGACGUUGAUGUCUUGCGUCUGACGCCUUGUUGCACUCGAAGCUGAGCGAGCUUCGGAGGAGUGUGGAGGAAUUCACGUAUUUGCUGCGGUAACCUCAUCAGUCUGCCAAGAUGGCGAUGCAAGCGGCCAAGAGAGCGAACAUUCGACUUCCACCUGAAGUAAAUCGAAUUUUGUAUAUAAGAAAUUUGCCCUACAAAAUCACGGCUGAAGAAAUGUAUGAUAUAUUUGGGAAAUAUGGACCUAUUCGUCAAAUCAGAGUGGGGAACACACCUGAAACUAGAGGAACAGCUUAUGUGGUCUAUGAAGACAUCUUUGAUGCCAAGAAUGCGUGUGAUCACCUGUCAGGAUUCAAUGUUUGCAACAGAUACCUCGUGGUUUUGUACUAUAAUGCCAACAGGGCAUUUCAGAAGAUGGACACAAAGAAGAAGGAAGAACAGUUGAAGCUUCUCAAGGAGAAAUACGGCAUCAACACAGAUCCACCAAAGUAAAUGUUUUCUGCAUUUUCAUUUUGGACUGUUUAAAACCCAUGAAUGACCACCACAACCCUUUUUUUUUUUUUAACUAAUAGUGAAUGUUGUGAUUUCUUAUUUGAGAUUCAAAAAGACCUCCUUGAAACUUUGAUAUAUUUUAGAAUAUAUUAUGUUAAUAAACUUGUAGCUUUUUGUAAAACAUGUCAGUGUUUUCUCUUAAAAUUUCUCCUUCUGUAUUAUACCAGAAAAAAAAUAAUAAAACAGCAUUUGAACCGUA
Aethalodelphis obliquidens (Pacific white-sided dolphin) is the source of this 911-nucleotide messenger RNA. It is a transcript of the gene SF3B6, whose product is annotated as splicing factor 3b subunit 6. NCBI's taxonomy places the organism in Eukaryota, Metazoa, Chordata, Mammalia, Artiodactyla, Delphinidae. The transcript is spliced from 4 exons. Bases 275 to 652 code for a protein of 125 amino acids. The record is from RefSeq and is a predicted model, not a curated record. Gene Ontology annotation, molecular function: mRNA binding. Gene Ontology annotation, cellular component: cytoplasm; nucleus.